Symbiodinium sp. CCMP2456 is the source of this 144-nucleotide messenger RNA. The record is from the annotation of a GenBank genome assembly. Lineage: Eukaryota; Dinophyceae; Suessiales; Symbiodiniaceae.
AUGAUGGACCCAUCCACCCAGAGGUCUCGCGGGUUCGGUUUUGUGACCUUCACGGAUAGCUCCUCAGUCGAGGCCUGCAUGCAGCAGUACAACUCCAACGAGAUCGAGGGCAAGUGGAUCGAGGUGAAGCGCUGUAUUCCUCAG